Molecule: messenger RNA, 972 nt
Organism: Dicrocoelium dendriticum
Lineage: Eukaryota; Metazoa; Platyhelminthes; Trematoda; Plagiorchiida; Dicrocoeliidae
Source: the annotation of a GenBank genome assembly
AUGUCACCUUCUGUACAAAGACGUUCUACUGCUAACCCUUGUUUGAUACUUUUUUUACUCAACCUAUCAGUCCUUUCUGCUUCGGGAGCUGGAAUAUCAAAAUGUUUCAGUGGUUCUGGUUUGUUUUUUUCUUCUGUCUUACCUCUUCUAGACACCCUUAAAUGGAACCGGACCUUCAAUUUCAACAAUCGAUCGCUUGUAUUGAAAAUCGCCGCUUCUAAUGAUCCUGCUCAUUGGAUAGUUAAUUAUAUAUUUGAGUUUCUUGCGCGAGAGCGCCUUGGCUAUACGCACAUACAAUUCGUGCCAUCGACCUCUGUGGAUUUGAAGGGCUCUAUCGAACAACUCUUGUGCUCCGACGCCAAUUGCCAAACUCUUCCAAUUGUUCACAUUAACUUACUCCUAUGGGUCCCUAUAGGAGUGGAUAUAGUUCAGUGGGCAUCUCCCCAGAGAGUUAGUGAUCACGGUCCACUAGGCCCGUCGCGACAGUGGGAACUUUUUCAUCGAUCAGAGCAGCGUCGCCCAUCGUCCACCGCUGAUAGUACACUUACUGAGCCGCACACGUCGUGUCUGGAGAAGUCACAACUUCUGAUCGAUAAAAUUUCGGAACAUAUUAACAAAGCCGCGCGUAAUAAUCACACGGAGUCAACUGCACAGUCACACAGCCGACCUGUCGAAGUCUACGAACUGAGCCUCGACCGAUCCACACUAUAUUCACGCUCUUCCACUUUGUCUGAACCCCCGCUGUGCGACGGUUCAACAAACAAUGCCUACUCCAGCGAGGGUUUCUGUCGAACGGAAUCCUAUCAUGCAGUGAAAGUUUCGUGGGCACAUCUCAAUAGCGCUAGCCCCACACUUUUUCAACUCACAUCUCAAAUUCAUUUCAGCAACGAUGAGUUUGCUGAACUCUUGGGACAAGUGAGCUUGCUUUUUGUUUUAAUUUGGUACCUGUGUGGCUUUGGAAUAUUUAGUUAA